Molecule: messenger RNA, 3005 nt
Organism: Camelina sativa (false flax)
Lineage: Eukaryota; Viridiplantae; Streptophyta; Magnoliopsida; Brassicales; Brassicaceae
Source: RefSeq, a predicted model, not a curated record
UGGCUUGCUUAAAAUUUGGACCAUGGACUUGCAUAAAUAGUUAAAUUAGUAGAUUAUUACUUGCAAUAUUUUCUUGCUUAAAAAUCGGAUUAAUAUGGUUGCAUGCAUGUAGAACAAUCUAGGUUGCUUGAAUUAUUAUUCUUGUUUCCUGUUGAUUGUUGUGUGUUUUCUUGCUUGAUUUUCUUGCUUGCUUUGCUUGAUUUAUCUUGCUUGAUUUGCUUGUUUUAGUACUAAAUUCUUUGCGUUUUUACUCUUAGAAGUUUAGUACUUAUUUUAGCUAGUCUCUUGAAUUAUAUUUGUUAUCUUUCUCGAGUCGUAGCUAGAAUAGAGUAGUCGAUCUUCUGUUCCACCUAUUAAAAAUUGUCUCGUGGGAAGUUCUCAAUGACCACUUACACGGGACAACGUCGGCGUCUAGCUAGCUACUAGAGCGACAGCUACUAGACGUCGUAGCAGUGGAUGGUUCAUGCCGGAUGCCUUUGUGGUUUCCGCAUGGACAGAGGUAAGGAACGGAACAGAUUAUCGAGGGCCCAUAGGUGAAAGAGUCUAGGGUAGUUGAGUAAUCCUUAAUUAUUCUAGUCGUCUUGUUCAUCGCAUAGGAGUGAAGAGUCUAGUUUGUUUGAGUCAAGUCUUGCUUGUACUAACCCUCUUUGCUUGCUUGUUUGUUAUUUGCUUCCGAUAUCGUUUCUGUUGCGUAGCUUUGAUUGCUUGCCUUGCUUGUUUCCUUCCUUGUUGGGGUAGUCGGGGUGGGAAAAAUUAGAAGCAUGUUUAGGAUUGGGGUACCCAGGCUCACUGAGUAAUCUUAGAUUACUCAUGAUAAUUAUUUGUCUUGCAGAAAGUCUAGGAAGAGUCUAGAUCUGGAGCGAACUUAGGGUACCGGAUAGGGAUUGUUUUCUGUGUUUUUGUAAAACCCUAUAUUUUCCUAAAAUGUAUUCUAUGGAAAUAUCCGACUAUUAUGUAUUGCUUUGAUAACUUAUUUUUCAAUGUAAUAUUUUAUUAAAGUAAUAUAUUCGGUUUUUGGGGAAACAUGGCAAGUUGCAUUUGAUACAUUUGGCCUUGUCCGGACCAAUACAACGCGCCAGGACCGCGUAGGUUGCAAAGCCUAAGCAAACCUCGGCCGUGGGCAGAGUCGCGUCCAGGAGGACUGGUUGGGAAGCUGCAGCUUCCGUCCCUCGGUCGGACCACCCGGGUGUGAUCUCCCAAGCGUAACGUCCUGUGGCUGUCCGUGUCCUCGUCCGGGGCAUAGGUACGGUUCGGGGGCAUUACACCAUCAAUAAAAUCCUCUGGUCUAAUCUUCAGCAACAAGCUAAUUGGACUGCCCUUGCUGAACGUAGAUUAAUGUGGAAGAAAACGCCAAUUACCGUCUUCUUCUUAUUGGCUCUCAUGCCAUGGCUUGACCCACUUGGAGUUUUACUGUUCAAAUGGGAUUUAGGGAAACCUCGGCAAAAUCUCAUGUAGUAUUAGGGAAAUUCAAGACAUGUGUGAUCUUGCUUGGAGGUUACGUUAUCUUCGGGUCCGAUCCUGGCUUCAUCAGCAUCUACGGCGCUAGGCCUGGGCAAAAUACCCGACCCGAAAUACCCGUAUUGGAUCCGAACCAAAAAACCCCGGUUCGGAUCGGGGGUGGAUCCUAUACAAUAUAUUAGUGUUGCGCCCACAUCAUGAAUUUGAUUGUCAGAGAUGGUUUGCAUGAAAUGAAGGGUAAAAUUACAGCAAUUCGUAAUGCAAUUCAGUAUGUGAGGUCUAAUACUAAAAGGUGUGAGUCAUUUGAGCAGAAGGUUGUCUCAGGUAAGAUGACUAGAGGGAGUUUGCCUUUGGACGUCAAAACAAGGUGGAACUCAACUUACUUAAUGUUGUCAAGAGCUUUGAAGUUUAGAGCAGCAUUUGAUAAGAUGGAAAUGGAGGACAAGUUAUACAAUGACUUCUUUCUAGAAGUAGUGGAUGGAGAGAAAAGGAUUGGGCCACCUCAAUUUGCUGAUUGGAAUGCAGUGGAGAGGUUAGUAAAGUUUCUAGCAAUCUUUUACAAAUCCACUUUGGUUCUCUCUGCAUCUGCUAGUGUUGCAUCUUACAAAUGCUAUGGUGAAAUAGUAACUAUAGAGAAGAGUCUGAUGGUCUUGAGUACUAGUUUAGACAAGGAUUUGAGAACAAAAGCUGAUGAAAUGAUUGCUAAAUUUGAAAAGUAUUGGGAUGGAAUGAAGCAUAUAAACAAAAUGUUGAUUGUUGCUAGUGUCUUUGAUCCAAGGAAAAAAAUGCAGUUUGCUAAUAUGUGCUUUGAAAAGCUUUAUGGUAAAGAGAGUUCAGAAGUAGCAGAGAUGAAUGAAUCAGUCACUGAUGUUUUGAAAGCUCUGUUUAAAGAGUAUAGUGGAGUUCAUAACAAAGGAAUAGACAAUCAAUCAUCACAGUCAAAUCCGACAUCAACAGUUGGUGGCCGAGAGUACAAUGAUGCAACUCACACCACUCAUGUAUUGGAUGAUGAUGUUGGGUAUGAAGUGCCAGAGUCAAUGGAUUAUGCUUAUCCAAGAGAUGAGUUAGAAAUUUAUUUGAAAGAAAAAGUGGAGAAUCCUAAAACGAUUAUGGGAACAGAAUGGUAUGUGUUGUCUUGGUGGAAGGUGAACAAUAGUAAGUAUCCAGUUUUAGCAGAAAUAGCUAAGGAUGUGUUGGCAAUGCAAGUUUCUUCUGUUGCAUCUGAAAGUGCAUUUAGCACUAGUGGUCGUAUCAUAGAGCCACAUAGGAGCUGUUUAAGUCAUUAUAUGGUUGAAGUCUUGAUGUGCACAGAGCAAUGGCUAAAGUGUGAGCUGAACUCAAGUGACAAAACUUUUACAAAUGCACAACUUCUUGCUGAUAUUGAAAUGUUUGAUACUCUUCAAAGAAAAUUUGAUGGUGAAGUUAACUGAAGCUAUAAUCAUCUUCCGAUAUAAGAGAAACGGUGAAGACGUACAAGGAAACGGUGAAGACGUCUUUGAUGUGGUGAAUCUUUCCUUUGAUUCUUGAUGUUUUUUUUUUCAAUUUUC